CGGUAAGCAAAUUACAUGGAGCGUCAGACAGUUACUCGCCCGACAAGCACCCAAUUGAAAUUUGCCAAAUUCAUAUAUUCUUUUCUCUGACUCGUCAAUUUUUUCACAAAAGUUUUGCUUCAUCGAAAAAGCAGUUGGAGGAUGCCUUCGCACGUUGCAAAUCCGUUGUCUCUCCAGGCAGCCUCGCCUCAGCCCGACAGCAAGGAGUCUAUAAAUUGCGCAUUUACGGUCAUGCAAAGGCGAAAUGUCGAAGAUGAAGACCGGAUCCGGAACUGUCCUCGGCAACGGCAGACCAGCAGGGGCCGCAGGCUGUCUUUCUCGUCUGGCACGUCUGAGGAACGACGCGCUCCUGCUGGGCCAAGGCAUGAAGACAGCCGGAGUUGUACGAACAUCCGAUCAAAAGCAAAUGCCAACAUGCGCGGCGCUGGCACGACACGCAUAGGCAUCAAGCGUGAAGAUACUAGCGAUCACCGGAUAUUAGAGCGAGCAGCGGGUUCUUUGUCAUCAGCAGCAUCCGGAAAAGUGAUGAAGGGCAAUGUUGAAAGGAACGGAGCGGAACCCGAAGCGACGAAGCAGGUCAUGAAGAUAGACAGGCGCGUGGACAACAGCUGUGUUCGGGAGAAAAAAGUGCAGCGACAUGAUGAAGCUGCUUCUUCACCUGAUCGUCGAGAAAACCCAAGUACAACGACCAUGGCGAAACAAGUAGGCACCAGAAAUAAGGCAAAAGAAGGAGGGACUGUCGCAGAGGUGUCGUCUUUAUCAAAAUUUCAGCGUCCACCUUCAGCUUGUUCAAAAAAAAUGUCACCAAGAUCGCGGGAAUUACAUUUGCUCCGGGACUCCAGUACCAGCAGCAGCUCCAGUACCAGCAGCAGCGCACCACCCACAGAAGUUCAUGUGGAGGACGAAAAUGAUUUCGCGGGAACCGACCGACCAGCGUCAAUGGCCCCGUCCGAAGUGAGCACUUUGUCGCAUCGUGGUGCAUCCUGCUCUUUAGCAUCUGCUCAGCAAAAAAGCCUCCACACUUCCAAAACUACAGUGUCGUUCGGGGAGAAGGCUUGGCGGCUACUAACAACGAGUGGCAAGAAGAAGACUCCUGAAGCGACUCCUUGCAUCACAAGCGACCUCGGUGAUGAACGCUCCGCAAUAUUACGUGCGCCACCUGCAAGCCGUCGCCCAGCGCCUUCAGCCAAGUCGCCACGUCUUGGCAUGGCGGGUGCAAAAUGUAGUAGCAAAGACUUUUUUACAACGACGAACAAAAUAAAGGUUUCCAGGAGACCCAGACAUUUUUACAAUCCAUAG
This is a messenger RNA of Amoebophrya sp. A120, 1299 nucleotides long. Lineage: Eukaryota; Dinophyceae; Syndiniales; Amoebophryaceae. The record is from the annotation of a GenBank genome assembly.